Messenger RNA from Porites evermanni, 23045 nucleotides. Lineage: Eukaryota; Metazoa; Cnidaria; Anthozoa; Scleractinia; Poritidae. The record is from the annotation of a GenBank genome assembly.
AGCCAUGGUAACAACUGUGCAGGUGUGAUUGCGGCAGUGGCAAAUAAUUCAUAUUGUGGAGUUGGCAUAGCUUAUUCAGCAAAUAUCAGCGGUAAGCAAAUUAAUUUGUGUAUAGAUAACAACAGAGACUCGUAAGGGGUUGAAAGGUGUACCUCGCGUUCAAUGCUCGUGAAUAUUCACUUUCACCAUAUUUGGAAAUCUUAGUGAAGAAUAUCCAUUUUCAACAAAAUGGCUUUCGCGCCAUCACCAUGCGUUGGUUUCAAGACCAGAGUUCCUCCAUUUCAAGGUUAAAAUUACACCGUUAAAAGACACAAAAUGGAGAGAGAAAGUUCAAAAGAAUGCUCGGUUUUCAUUUUGUGGAGGAAGGGAAGCUUUUCAUCAAGAAAUCGUUCUUCGAGGAAUUCAACCUUGUUUUCUUCACGGCAGGGUGCAUGAUCUGUUUUGAACACAGGCGGCCCAGACGUAGUAUGUGUCAAUGAAUAUAUUAAUAUUCACAUGGACAAAAUAGGAUAAGUCGUCGAAACUCCCAUGAACUAAAAUAGUCCAAAAGUCAAAAUAUAACAAAACAAAGCUAAGAUACCUUUAACUGAACUUAUCCUUGUCUUUCCUGGCCGGUUAAAGUGGCAUUUUGUUGAGCUUUGCAAUUGUAAGUACUUUCACUAAAGAAGAAUUAAAGGCUGGCUACAAAACAAACAGACCAUCUCCACGCGCCUUCACGCGAAGCGCUAUAAAAUCGAGAAUAAUCGACGAAUCCGCUCCAAAUUGCCAUCGGCUAAUCUGCAGGUAAAGUGUGCUCCUGCUUCUUGCUCGCUGGCUCCACAAAACCUAUCGUAACUGCACAAUAAUCGCUCGCUCAUCAACAAACACUGUUGAGCUUUAGGCUUCGAUAUGACCGCAAACUACCAGGUUUAAUACGCGACGUGAAUGUUCAAGCUUAGCGACCGCGUCCCCGCAACAAUGCAACACUUGCUAUGGGAGGGAUGGUACUAUUGCUUCGAGGUCAAUCGACACUGAGCGAGGGUCUGCUGCGUUAGUUUUGACCAGAAAACAAAAGACGAUCGCGCGACCGUCCUUAAGUUUUCAACAGCGCGGCCCUAGUUUGUAAGUUCGAAUUCUUCUAACGUUCGCUGUCACAGCUGCUGUCACAUUGUUUGUCCAUCCGCUUGCAUAAGUUGUUGACUCUACCAGACCUAUUUGCUUAGAUUAAUUAAAUAAUCAGUUCUUUCCAGAACAACGUCUUACUCCACAAUAUGUUGUCCAAACUGGUGAAGGAGGACGACAAUUUUCCGCCCAGGAAAAAGGCAAAAACUGGUCCCGGCUAUGCAGCUAAAUAGAAGAUACAGCUGAAGAUAUGGUAAAGUAAAAUUUAUGUGCGCGAUAUUUUUUUUAUGAUUAUUAUUUUCAAAACUCGGGGGAACCCAACGACGAUUUCCCCCUAAAUGCAUUGAAAACACAUUUAAGGCUGCCCAGAGUACUUUCGAUCUAAAAAUGCGGCAUUCUAAGCAGCGCUAAUACAUAAAUUUACUCAGGAGGGCUAAAAGCGAAGCUCUUGAUAAUAUUUAUAGUUUGCUCAUACUGAAUAUACAGGGUGUUUCAAAAGUUCGUUCCGAUUUUUUAUUCGCUUAAAUUUUACUAAAUAUUAAAAAAAGCCUUUCGUAAAACUUAGUAUGUUAUCCACUAUUCAUUUAACAUUGAAUAACUAAAAUAGUAGUAACCAGAAUGUCUUCUUGUAUGUUUUCUGACAUUUUCUAAGCGGUGAGGUAUAGAAUGUACGAGCUCCCAAAGCGUGUCCAAAGUCACAUUCUUCCAGGCGAAGCGUAGUCACUGUCUCAGCUCGUCCAGUGUUUUGGGGGCUGGAUCUUCGUAUGUUGUCUCGUCUACGAUAAUCCAGAUGGUCUUUAGGGGGUUCACAUCAUGUGAGUUUGCCGGCCGGUCCUCCUUUGGUAUAAAGUUGGCAAAUCCUUCUGACACAUCCUUGCAUGAAGUGUGCACCGCCUUUUUCUCUUCAAUGCUUUCCAACUUUUUUUGUUAACUUAUCCCCAUACCGUUGUGCUCGAAACUUUGAGCGAUAAUGUGAAGUUAAUUUUUUUUUUACAUUUCUGUUUUGUGGAAUUAUUACGCAUAUACUUACAGCUUUUUCCAUAAUAUUUCUCACACAGUUUCUGAAAAAACGGCCAUCCACUCCUUGGUUUGUCUUCUAAGGUCUUUACUACUGACCACUUGUUCGGUCAUCGUUCAGACUUCUUCAGCAAUUUGGCAAUUUAGUUUUAAGACUGAAUGGCCAGAAGACCAUAAAAAUAGAUGCCUGACCUCUAGCAAAAACAGUGUAGGCCUUCAGAGUAGAGAAACGAAAAGAAAACGUUAAAAAUACCAAAAUAGAAAACCUUCAAAAUGGGCAGGAAAAGUAUGGCAGGAAAAACCUCGCGUACGUGUACAGUUGGGGCAAAAAUUAAAAAAAGUAUAUAAUUUCUUCAAAUUUUAGUUUGAAAUUGCUUUGAACGGUUAUUUAGAUAAAUUUCUUACCUGAAUCAAUUUACAUUUGCCUAAAGAAGCAUUAAAUGCUUUGCGCAAACUACAAUUUACAAUCGGAACGAACUUUUGAAAAACCUUGUAAAAUCGUGUAAUGCUAAGCGGAGAAGGGAACGAGAGGAGAGAGAGGGGCACCCAACGACUGUUUCCUCAAAUACGUUGAAAACACUUUUGUAGCUAUUCAUGAAGUCCUUUUAGCUCUAUAGAAAUGCAUUCUAAGUGGCGCUAUUAAAUUUGUAUUUUAGUGUUCAGCCAUUCUAGGGGAACUUGAGUCUUUUCGAAAUUACGAGGAAUUCAGAAUUAUUUUCCCGAAAAUUUUAGAUCCAAUUUAACGUAUUACGAAGGAGAUAAUUUUUCAGAUUCCUUCUUUCAUCACAUUUUUGAAUCCGAAAAUUUUAGGAUUCCUUUUUACUCGCUACGAAAAAUAGCCUAACCCGGGGAGUGAAAUGUGAAAAAUUAAACUUCAGAAAAUAGUAGGGAAUUUAUUAGCCAGAUUAGAUGAGCUUCGAAAAUUGUACAUGAAUGGAAUGGUCAUCUAGAAAUUUUUAGCCAAGUGAAAGAAAAUUAAUUCUCGGCAAAAUUUGCCUCUCCGAACCGAGAUAUUUUACAGAAAACAGUCGUUGGAUGGCCUUGACCAGAACUGUAAAAAAACAACAAUAGGUCUAAUUGCAGCAAACUUUCCUGUACAUUUCCUUGCCGUUGAUUUGCAUGACUACAACGUGAAACGUCCAGAAAACUUCCUGGUUUUCACUUUUUAUGAAGGAAAUGUGGUACCUGUUCUUGUUCACUUUUUCCACUGCCGCUCAAUUUUUUUAGCUUCGCUAUAAAAUUCGUAUCUAUUCGGUGAUCCUAGGGCAAAUUCGAUCUUUUGCAAAAUUACAAGGGCUUCAAUAUUAUUUUCCGAUUGAUUGACCUCGAAGCAAUAGUACCAUUCCUCCCAUAACAAGUGUUGCAUUGUUGCGCGCACGCGGUCGCUAAGCUUGAACAUUCACGUCGCGUAUUAAGCCUGGUAGUUUGCGGUCAUAUCGAAGCCUAAAGCUCAACAGUGUUUGUUGAUGAGCGAGCGAUUAUUGCGCGGUUACGAUGGGUUUUGUGGAGCCAGCGAGCAAGAAGCAGGAGCACACGUUACCUGCAGAUUAGCCGAUGGCAAUUUGGAGCGGAUUCGUCGAUUAUUCUCGAUUUUAUAGCGCUUCGCGUGAAGGCGCGUGGAGAUGGUCUGUUCGUUUUGUAGCCAGCCUUUAAUUCUUCUUUAGUGAAAGUACCUACAAUUGCAAAACUCAACAAAAUGCCACUUUCACCGGCCAGGAAAGACAAGGAUACGUUCAGUUAAAGGUAUCUUAGCUUUGUUUUGUUAUAUUUUGACUUUUGGACUAUUUUAGUUCAUGGGAGUUUCGACGACUCAUCCUAUUUUGUCCAUGUGAAUAUUAAUAUAUUCAUUUGACACAUACUACGUCUGGGCCGCCCGUGUUUUGAAAUGCAACCAAGGCAGCGAAGUUUUCGCUGAAUUUUCAGGUACAAUUUGGUCUCUGUGGCUAAGAGAAUUACGUUUUAGAAAUGGCAUUUAUGUAAUUAUAAUUGUUUCAUACACGUUUUAAAAAUUUUUUCUUCCGCGCUCAUGAAAAAUUACAAAAUGCGCCCCAAUUUAAGGUGGAUUUUGUGUUGAAUUUUGCGAUGUGCUCAGCCGAUUUUACUUGCGUGAACGGAUUCACAAUCCAGAUAAUGUUACUACGCAGAUUGCUUUAAAGGAUGGACUUUUUGGAUUUUGACCAAACAUUUUCAAGAAACGGUUUCUCUGUCUAUUGUUUUGAGUAUGUUCAUUCAGAAAAUUAGCUCAAAACACGAUCUUGAUCCUACACCAUCCAAGUUGAAUUUUUACACGAGUCACUUUUGCGAAGAUGUCGGCGAAUUGUAUACAAUUUUCACUUUCAGGUUCAGUUUUUGGACACUUUUUGAUACGCAGCUAAUGAAUUUUGUUCGACAAAUGAUUUACCUGGUGCCGACUCAACAUUUUUUAAUACAAUUUCAACUCAUCAAUCAUUUUUUCUAAUAGUUUAACAAACGAGAAAGGAGUUAGUAACAAAAAGGUGUAACCAUGCGCAGCAGAUUCUGCACAGUAUGGAGCUCUUUUGAUUCUUAUAUUCAUGGCGAAAUUGCCGGACGAAUUGCGAUUAAUAGUCAACAGGGAACAUAAGGAUAACUGGGAGCUAACUUUUGUAAUAACAGCUGUAAAAAAUGAAGUGGAGGCCCGUGAAAGGUGUGGUAUGAAUACAUCUGUGGAGAAAAAAUCGCCAUUAAAGAAAUCGUUUAACCCUGGUAAUGAAUCGACUGCAAAUGCAUUGUUGAGCGGAAAUCGUGGGGAGUUAAAGUGUGCAAAGGAAAUCACCGAGCGUCUGAGUGCCAAGUUGUAACAAAUAUGGAUGAAAGAAGAGAAAUUUUGAAGAAACAAGGGAGGUAUUUCAAUUGCCUGCGCCGUGGGGGGCACCUAGCCUGUAACUGUGACACCAAAAUUCAGUGCUUAAAGUGCAGUGGUCGUCACCAUUUGGCAGUUUGUAAUAGUAGUAUGGGGGACAGUAGUAAUAAUCCUGCUGGGGCAACAGCCUCACCUGCACUGCAUAUUGGUUCUGGGAUGCAUGUUUUCUAAGCAUCUCAGAUUUUAUUGUUGAAGAUGUAUCCGUUGCAAGUAACGUGAUGAUGAUAUGACCAAUGCUUAACCGUAGAGGGGGGUUAUCCUAACAUAAUGACCUGCUCCGCACGUCCAGGCCCACUGGGAAUACUUUACUAAUUACAGUUGGAAAAGGGAAAAGACAUUAAAAAAUCCUAUUUGCUGGCAAAUAUUUCCUUCAGAAAGCGUGGAGAUCUCGUCCUGGGGUCCAAAGCAAACAAUAUUAUUUACCGAUUUAAAGCUCGAAAAUGGCACAUUUGAAACAGCUACUUUAUGCCCAAUAUUCUAAACGAUUUAUCUGUUCAUAUCGUCAUGCCUAAAAAAUUUUGGGAAAGGCAUAGGCUGAGCUGACAGAGAAACUUGCCAGCAAGUGAGGAGGGUGGCUAAACUUACUUACACCUGUAAUAAAUCAAGGCGAGAGUCGUCGUAAUAGUCUCGACCGUGUUUACUCAAACUUUACUCUUUUUUGACCACGAGGUCCUAGCCCUAGUUUUACAUCAUGUAAUACGACACGAAAUGUCCUCUACUCUACACUAUCCCCUCUCUAAUUAAAAGGGUGAGUCUCCGGAUUCACGGACAACACUUGAAAGUGUAACAGUGUCAAAGUAACCAGUCCAGUUCACAAGCAAAGGAAAGAAAACUAAUACAAAAAAAAAACUGUCCAUAACAAAUCACAGUCUCAAUAUCCUCUUAGUGCUCGAGCCUUCUUUAACAAUUUCGGUCUCAGUUUCUUAAUCCGAUCUUUUUCCAUGGUCUGCUUGUCCUCCAGCAUUUGUACGCGAUCUACAAUUUGCUGUAGACUACUGAUAACCCAUUCUCCAUAACGGUCUGGGGGUCUUCUCACUCGCACCGGUCUUCGAUUCUGGAGAGUAGGCUCCGGUUCCAGUCCUUCACCUUCAUGUUCACUCCCUUCCUCCUCGCCACUGAGGUCAGGUGGGUCAGAUUGAGUUGGUUUGCUUGUAGCAUCUAGGGUAUCUACAAGGGGGCCACCGCCCUUAGUGUCUGGCGCUUCCACUGAAGGAUCACUUCUAACAUCCCUUUCCGCCCCGCUGGGCUGGACGUCAUCCGACUGACAACCACUAAUCUCUGGCGUAUCGGGUUGUUGGCUUGACAGUUCAGGAUCACCUUCCAACAACUCACUCUCUUCUUCAUCUGCACUCAUUGCUACCCCAACAACUGUCCCAUCUUCUUCUCCCGGCAUCGACUGUGCAUGUCCUUCUUCAACAGUCUCCACUGCAGGUGCAGUGCCCAAACCACCAGUAACUACUUCACCCACUGCCUUCUCCUGUUUUCUCUGGUACAACCUCAAGUUGUUGAAAUGGACUACCUUGGACCUCCUAGAACGUCCUGCAACUUUUCUAACACAGUACGUAACUUCGGUGACUUGUGAUACGAUCUCGAACGGACCAUCCCACUGUCGGUGAAACUUGCUUGCUUCACCUGGCCUUAGCUGUGGGGUGUAGCGCAGGACUAAAUCUCCAGGUUGAUAGACCGUGUGCUUCACUCCCUUGUCGUAAGCAUCUUUCUGGCGUCGCUGAGCAACCUUCAGAUUCUCCCGUACAUCCCGGUAUGCACCUUCUAAAUCCUCCUGUAGAUUAGCAGCAAAUUCAGUGUACGAGCACUCACUGUCCUUAACCCCACCCAUCAUCACGUCCAAGGGUAUCCUCAUCUCUCUUCCGAACAUCAGUUCAAAUGGAGUGUGCCCUGUGGAGGCAUGGAUGCUACUCCGGUAGGCCAUCAUGCAAUAAUCCAGGUGUUCAUCCCAGCUCUGAGGUUUACCUCCAACUUUAGCUUUCAACAUGCUCUUAAGGGUCUUGUGUAGGUUCUCAAUUUGCCCGUUGCCCUCUGGAUGGUAAGCAGUUGACCGCGUUUUGUUGAUCUCUAGCAAGUGGCACAUCUCUUCAAAAACCUUCGACUCAAAGUUACGCCCCUGAUCACUGUGGAUGCUGUCGGGCACACCGAAUCUGCAAAUCCAGUUCCUCACAAGCACCUUUGCACAAGUUGUGGCACGUUGGUUAGGAAUUGCAAACGCUUCAGCCCACUUGGUGAAACUGCACUGCACGGUUAAAAUGUAGCGAUUUCCUCUUCGUGUCCGAGGUAAUGGUCCAACUAUGUCAAUGUGGAUCCUUUGCAUGGGAUUUCCAGUGGCCAAUGGCUGCAGAGGUGCUCUUGGCUUUGGUCUAGACUUGCACUUGGCACAGGUAAGGCAACCAUCGCAGUACCGAUGCACGUCCUUUGUCAAGCCCGGCUUCCAAAAUCUCGCACUCAUUUUCUUCAGGGUCUUCAUUCUCCCCAAAUGGGCACCUGCAGGACCAUCAUGAACUUCAGUAAGCGCUGGCCUAACCAGGCUUUGUGGCAAAACUAUCCGUUGCUUAGUUGGAGAGGUGUCUGUAGGCGACUGAAGAUAGAGCACUCCUCCCUUCAGCUGCAACAGGUCAAGUUGCGCCCAUACUGCCCGAGUGGUUCGACUCAUGGGCUGAAGUUCCUCAGUCGUCGGUUUCUUCCACUCUUGUGACAACUGCGCUACCACCGGGCCAAUAUCAGGGUCUUCUCUUUGUGCUUGUGCCACUGCUGCAGUCGACCAUAUAUCCCUCCCCUCACACUGCUUAUGAACCGUUGGCAACCCUGCCACAGCGGCUACCUGGGGUCGGGCUGACGGAACACACGAUGGGCACUCUCCAUGAUGACGCCUUGGUCGCCGUGACAAGGCGUCUGCAUUACCAUGCUGUCUCCCCGGCCGGUGCUCAAUUGUAUAGUCGUAUUCUUGCAGGCGUUCCAGCCAGCGGGCCACUUGCCCUUGGGGCUCCUUGAAGGACAUCAACCAGGUUAACGAGUGGUGGUCAGUUCGUAGGCAGAACCGCCGUCCAAGCAGAUAAUAACGGAAAUGGUCAACAUAGGUGACUAAAGCUAACAUCUCCAACCGAGUAGUGCAAUAAUUUCUUUCAUGUUCGUUCAAAGAGCGACUCCCGUAUGCAAUUACUCGUUCUGUCCCAUCAGGUUGCAGCUGAGAUAAGACUGCCCCGAUUCCCAAAUGUUGGCUAGCAUCUGUGUCCAGUAUGAAUGACCCUGCACCGGCGUUAAAAUCUGGAUAGGCUAGGACUGGUGCACUGACUAAUCGGUGUUUGAGCUCUUCAAAGGCAGAUUGUUGCUCUUGUUGCCAAUGAAAAGGCGUGUCCUUCCUACACAGUUUAUAGAGUGGCUCCGCAAUGAUGGAGAAUCCGGCAAUAAACCGCCGAUAAUAACUAGCCAGACCGAGGAAGCUGUGAAGCUCUUUGACGUCCAGCGGUGUUGGCCAAGUUUCAACUGCUUUAACUUUCUCUGGAUUCGUCCUUAUUCCAUCACCGGAAACAACAUGACCCAGAAAGGUAACUUCUCUCUUCAGGAACUGACACUUGGUUGGCUUUAAUUUCAAACCCGCUGCUUGUAUUCUGUCAAAGACCAACCGUAGGCGGUGAAGAUGUUCUUCAAAUGUAGAGCCCCAGAUGAUAAUGUCAUCUAAGUACACAAGGCAAUGUGUCCAAGUGAGUCCACUGAGUGCCAGAUUCAUCAAUCUGGUGAAGCUUGCUGGCCCAUUUGUCAAACCAAAUGGCAUAACCCUCCAUUGAAAUUGUCCACGAUGAGUUGAAAACGCAGUUUUGGGUUUGUCCUCCUCCUUCACUGGCAUCUGCCAAUAUCCAGAGGCCAAAUCAAGGCACGAGAACCACUGAGCACCGCCCAGGGCCUCUAAGACAUCAUCAGUCCUAGGCAGCGAGAUAGCAUCUUUUUGUGUGUACUGGUUAAGUCUCCGAAAGUCAAUACACAUACGGUAAGUUCCAUCAUGUUUCCGGGCCAACACAACGGGGCUACUCCAGGGACUUUGGGACUGUUCAACCCUACCAUUAGCUACGAGCUCAUCCAGCUGUUGGUCAAUGAUUUCUCUUUGGUGAGGGGGAAUACGGCGCGGUGGUUGCUUAAUUGGUGUACAAUCACCCGUAUUAAUUUCAUGUUCCAUGAGAUCAGAUUUCCCUAAAUCCGAACUGUUCAUAGCAAAAAUGUCCUCAUACUCUUUCACCAGAGACGAGAAUUGUUCCUUUUGACCUUCUGAAAGCCCUUCCAGGUUUUGUUGUUCACAGAUUGUCCUCCACUUUUCUCCCUCUCCUUUUGUCUGCUCACUCUUCCCCACUGUGCUGUCAAUGGUCGAACAGAAUGCAUGUGGCCGAGAGGUACUUUUCGAUUCUGAGUCAACUCCAAUGGGAAUUAUACUACCAUUCACGCUGCUAAUAGGGUGAUAUUCGGCAAUAGGAACAUCUGACCGUAUCUUGAUUGGUCUAUCCGAGAAGUUGGCAACUCGAACAAGGGCCUGUCCCGCCCUUGGAACCACAAGGGAACGAGCUAUGCAAAUUUCCGAUUUUCCCUUUAGUUCCUUUGAGCCCUCCAAGAUCCCAGGGCUUCCCGUAUUUUGUUCAUAUCCCUCUUCCAAUCUAGCUCCUAGCACUUGUUCAGUCCCCGGCUCUACUUCUACUUCAGCACACAGAUAAAGUCUACAAACACUAGGUGUGACCUUGCAGUAUCUAAUAGGAAUUUCAGCAUCUCCUACCACAAAGGUUCCCGUGUCAUAGUGAAUUUGACAUCCAUACUGCUGAAAAAAGUCUGAACCAAGAAUACAAUCAUGUGCUAGACCUUGCGCAAUCAUGACAGGCCAGGAGCAAUCCAUGUUUCCUAUGCGAAAUCUCACUUGGGUUUCUCCUAAGACAGUCAGUUCAUUGCCAUUUGCUGUCGUUAAUGUUCCUAUCACUGGUUUAAGUUUAGAAACAUAUCCACUUUUCUUCCAUGUGUCCUCGCUCAACACACUAACCGUAGCGCCAGUGUCCAACAAUACACAAGUUAAACAAUGAUUCACAAGUCCAGUAAUAUAGAUCCCGGAAUCAGAUAUGGCUGAAAUUACACUGUCAUUCGCGGUUGUAUUGUAAUUUACCUCACGGACAUCACUGUCUGACAGGGCCACACGUACCGGUCCUACGGGGACUGUCUGGCCCUUGGCAGGCCCCGAGCUCCGUUUCCCGUUGUAUUAGUCGGACAAUCACGUGCAAAAUGACCCUGUUUACGACAAUUGUAACACACUACUUCGUUUCGGCGCCGUGGGGCUGUCACGGUUUUUGCUUCCGUUUUCAUUUCCAGCUCACGAAUUUUCUCAUUCAUGCCAAGAACUAAUUCCUUGAGCUCGCGUAUUUCAGAUGAAAUCUUCUCACUAUCAGCCGAGGCACCAAUCACAUUAACAGAUUUCUUCUUCUCAACCGCAGGAGCUGCGCGACAAGCCUUACGAGCACUUUCCAACUGGCGAACCACACGCACAGCUUCCACGAGCGAACUCGGCUGGCUCAUAAAAACUCUCUCACGAAUGUCAUCACUAAUUGCUACACCUUGAAGAAACUGGUCCCUUGCCAGUUCCACUUUAAACGAAUAGGCCGCCUCUGGGUACGCAUUUUCGACCAAUUCCAUCAAGCUAUCCGCAAAUCCAUCGAAAUCUUCAUUUGGCUUUUGGCAUCGUGCCCGCAACUGCAAUUUGUAAUCUUCUUUCGUCUUCCCCGAAUCAAAUCUUCGAGUCAACUGAUCAGUAAAUUCUUCGAACGGUAGCGAUUCCGAGAGCUUGAGCAGCUCAACAGCUUUGUAGGCCGGUUGGUCCAAUAAUGUAAGCAAAUACGCUCGACGAUCCACCGGUUUGAUGUGCACGAGACUUGCGUAUUGCAUGAACUGCGAGAGCCACGUUUUGAAAUUUUGGCCCACCGAAUAAACGCGUGGAGCUCUUACGUUCCUCCUAACUUCGCUUUGUUCGCUUGACGCCACCAUACUCUGCUUUAGAGCUUGAGACAGGGUAUUUACGAGCUGCUGCAGGUCACUGCCCCCUUCGUGUGGCUCUACUUUCGGUGGUUUCUUCUUUUGUUGUUGUUUCAGCACGGGUUCUGUCGAUUCAAGUUUCGGUAACCCUCCUUCGGCGCCUGCGGACAUUUCAUCUAGUUUCGGUAACCCGCCUUCGGCUCCUGCUGGAGUUCCAUCUUCUUCGAUCUUUAUAUCCCAGUUCGCUGCCACCAAUGUAAUAAAUCAAGGCGAGAGUCGUCGUAAUAGUCUCGACCGUGUUUACUCAAACUUUACUCUUUUUUGACCACGAGGUCCUAGCCCUAGUUUUACAUCAUGUAAUACGACACGAAAUGUCCUCUACUCUACACACCUAAGACUUGUUUGCACACAGUGGGCCCACACAAUGUGUGUGUGUGUGUGUGUGUGUGUGUGUGUGUGUGUAACCGCUUUUUGCUUUACCUAUAACGAUAUAUCGCUAAGUAUAUAUAUAAAUAUACCUGCCAACUUUUUCUGAGAUAUAAGCGUGAGAUUUUUUAUCCUGGGAGUGCUGGGAUUUUUGAAGACGACACGAUCAUUUCCGAAGAAGUCCGAAGUCUUCCGAAGACGUCCGAAGUCUGCCGAAUGCGAAGUUAUCGAGAAAACGCUUAUCCACAAGGACCGACGUUAGUUGAUAACAUCAGCGCUAUAGUUCGAUCGCGAGGAAGAUAUUGUCAUUUAUUCAUUUUACACAUGGUUUUCAUUCCUUACAUGGGUCUGAGUUAACAUAUUUUUGGAAAUUAUGUCAAGCAAGACGGUAACAACUCACAUUUUUCAAUCAGGCGUGAGAAAUUGGUCCGCAAGCGUGAGCCGGCGUGAGAUCGAAGUUUUCAACCCGCAGGCGUGAGAGUUGGCAGGUAUAUAUAAAUCAAUGUUAAAUGAACGUUGAAAUACCUUAACUGUGGUACAUCGUCGUCUUUUUGUCCCAAAAGCAGUUUUUUGAGCGUUUUUGAAGGAUUUUGUGUUCGCCGUUUACUGUUCCUAAUAAUACAAGGACAAGGGAUGAAUUUUUGUUUUGAAAAGGCUCCAGCGCCGGAGCAUUUUCCCCCCCAAAAAUCGCAUUGCUCCGCCUUCAAACUUCGCGGCAAGAAGGUCGAAAGAUUCACGCUUCUCCUCGUACCUUCCGAUCGAAAAUCCAUCCAAAAGGUUCGGAGCUAGCCCUCGAAGAAAAUUAAAAUCCCACACACAGUUUUUGAACGGUCAAAAUGCGUAGCAAGAUUCAUACGUGCCAGCAAGAAACCGUCCCGCUGAUCGCCUCUUUUUGAUUGGAUGUCGUUAACCAAUUAGUUAAAUAAUAACUGAUUUAAAGAAGACGUGGUAAGAGUUUAUUGUUGGUUUGGCCAAAGGGCUGGUGGAUGCUUAAUCGAAGGAAAGGAGCUCUUGCCGCUAGAAAUUUGAAACAUUUGAUAGUUUUUGGCUAAACGUCAUGUUCAGUUGACUAUUUCCCAAAUUAGGAAAUGAGCAGAUAAAAACUCAACCUACUGAUUCUUAUGAAUGAAAUACCAAUGUUUUUUGUAGAUAUAAUGAACAGUAAACGACAGGAGAAAACUUGAUAACGUGAUAUUGUUUAUGUUCUUUUGUUUCUUGUUUCCGUCCAAGAAGCGGUUUGCCUAAAAAAUGGCUCGGCAUGUAAGAACCCGUGAGGUGUAUUAAGGUUCGCACUUAUCACGUACUAGCUUUUAGCGACGCCAAUAUUAGAGCUCGAGCUCUAUCCGAGGGAAGAAAACGUUACAAGGAUCUUAAAUAAAUAUUUCUGUAGGCUGACCUCCAAGUAAAAGAAAAGAAAAUAGUUAUUAUAAAAUAAAAGCAAACUAUUGUUUUACUUUUGGUUUUAGGCAUCAGGAUUUUAGACAAUAAGCUGACUGAUGCCUUAAAGGCUAAAGGCCUUGGAUUCAGACAGGAUUAUGUGGACAUCUACUCUAAUAGCUGGGGACCUGAAGAUAAUGGUUAUGGAGUAGCUGAAAUUGGAGUUAUGACCGAGAAAGUCAUUAGGAAGGGGGCAAUAGAGGUAUUUAGUGUGACCUGCAUUUUUCGGAUUGCGAGGGCGUGAGAUGAAACAAAAGGACGAUUUAAUAAUUGUUGAAAAAGCCCUGUACACUCCUUGGUAGAUAGGCUGACACCUGAAGCAUAAUUAUGGUAGCACCGAGAUAUCUGGCAAUUAAUGAAUUCGGCUUUCGUAUCAUCUGAAGAUUUAUGGCGAUCUCCGAGGGUGCUAACACCCUCCGAGAUUUCCACAAGUGGAAUUAAAUAAUUUUUUUAAUUAUUAUCCAUCCAAAUUAAUUCGUAGUUUAAAAACAAGCUUGAACGUGCCUUCCUCCAUCGAUGUUAAGCUCAUCUUCAAUUGCCUGUUUAUCGGCAAGUUUAGGAGAUAAAGGCUUGUUCCUGAGUACCGCAAAUAUUCUCCAAAUAGCAGAUGUUGUCUAUCGAGUUGUCUUCUUGCUGUUCUAGCAAUAUUUUUAGCUAAUAGUUCGCCUAUUUCUUCCUCUAAAACUAUUGAAAUGUUCCGCCACGUUACAUUCACUACUAAAACAACUCAACCUUGACCCCGGGUGUUCUCGGUUAACUGUUCAACGAUCUGGCAAUUCGCCAUUUUAAAAUACUGUAAUAAUCUUGUGUCCCCCCUCUUCCACCCAUAAGUUUGCUUUUCCAUUGUUUUCAGUUUCUCUUGGAAGCGUCCCAAGAAGAACUGAAACAAUGGUUAUGCAAAUUUUUUUGGGCGGGGGCGGGGGACAAAAAGAUAAUUAUGGUAUUAUCUAAAGUGACGCAAUAUGCUGUACAAUAGUUCAUUUCCGAGUUUCCCGAGACCUCCCUAUCAAAACGAGGUUAAGUGCUGAUUUUUCAUUCUCAAGCAAAUAAAACUCAUUUUCACAACAAAGGUUGUGCACUUGGCCUCAUUUUGAAAGUGAGGGUUUUGGAACUCGGAAGUGGCCUAUACACCGAAUGCAAAUGUGGCGGACCUCUUGGCCGGCCCGGAUCUAGUUGCACGAAAGCGAGGCUAGUGAGGCCUCAAGAGUUUUGUUUUGCCUGCGCGUCGUAGUGAUUGACUCGAUCCAUAUGGUUUGCUUUGAGUUGUUAACUGCUUAACAGCCAUCAAAGAGGAUAUUUAACUUCUGCAGAUACGAAAGUUGAUUAUCUUCCCCUUGCCAAAGUUCUUUAAGAAGAAAGAAAUGGAUUCGAGUGAUUUGAAUGGGAGAAUUACUGAGAGAUGGUUCUGUUUCAAGUUCGCUUUGUCCGUUAUCUUACAAAGGAAAGAUAACAUUCUCAAGAACGGGUGAAUCCGCUGUCGAAAUCCUUAGGAGCUCUCAGGAACAGUUCAUGAAAUGUUUACAAUGAGGCCGAAUGUUUUCACAGUCUUUACGAUCCUGCGUUCAAGAGUUUGAGCAGUGCCAGAAAAGUAGCAAUUUUUAGAAAAACGCUUUUAGUUUAUCUCGAAACCCUUAGACAAGUUGCUAAAAUAGAUCACGUGCAAGGGCAAAUACAAUGCUCGAAUACUUGCACGCUCUUCCCCUGCCAGAACCUUUUCCCUUCUUCUUACUUUCUUAGUUGGCGAAAGUUUCUCUGUUAGUCUUUUUCAGUGCACUUUGAUCAAGGGACUGUUCUUCAACAUGUCGCUUUUUUCUGGUUCUUACAUGGUUUCACAGGCCACGCUUGUAGGAUUAACACAGGCGAUUGUUAUUGUUGUGUUUCAUUCACACUCGUCACUAUUGUUGUAUUUUGCAGCUGUUUCUAGCGUGAAAUCUAAAAGAUCUUAAAGUCGACAGCGGAUGCUCCCUUUCUGGAGAAUGUUUACCUUUUGUUGGAUAAAUAACAGACCAUGCAAACAUCAUGGAACAGCACCAUCUCUUGCGAAAAUUUUUUCAUUCAAAUACAUUUGUGAGUCCGGUCUCUUCCAAGGAAGUAAAGCGAGUACACCGUUGUGUUUUCGCUGUAAAGUGCUUCCCAUCGCAGUGCCGAAUCACAUAAAUCCUUAACUUUCUUUGAGAAAAGAUCUCGGAAAAGUAAAGGUAGUUCCAGCUAGAGUAAAAUAUCCUUUUUGGUGGCGCUCAAGCACGCAUCAACUCGAAGUAAACCAUAUCGAUCGACUCAAUCGCUAAGACGCCCAGUCAGAACAAAACUCUUAAGGCCUCACUAGUCUCGCUUUCGCGCAACUAGACCCGGGCCGGCCGAGAGGUCCGCCAAAUUUGCAUUCGGUGUAUUGACGUCAUUUUUCACAUAUCGCAAAAUUCUUCCAAAUUUGGUCGACAGUAGCUGGUUAUAUAAUAAUUAUUCACAGAAGUGGAGGUGGCUAGUGGUUAAAUUUAACGAUGCGCGAAGCGUCGAGGUAAAUAUCCACCACUGACUACCGACACCGAGGUGAAUGACUGUUUUAGUAUAUGGUAAAACACUGAGAUAAUUGAGCACAAAAAUGACUGAUGGGCCGUCUCGUUUUCUUGUCGACUAAUAAAACUUUUGAAGGCACUUGUUUAUCUCUUGCGGGGAAAUUUCUUCAAAAAGAGUUGUGAAUUAUUUUUCUAUUUGAAACCACUCUGUAAAAAAGGCUUUUAAAUAAAGUAACUCAAGACUUAAUUUGCUUUUGUAAAGAAAAACUUUUAUCGAUAAAUUCAAGUCAAACAGACAAACUCCCUCUUAAAACUUCGGAACCGAAUUCCGUCACCUUCUUCGUGUACUUCAGGAACAGCUUGUUUGAUUAUUGUAAAAUUUCUUGGCCUCUUACGACAGCAAAAUGGAGAGCCAUUUAAGCUCAUUUUGCUCGUAACUUACGCUCGCAUGGAGGAGUUGGACGUGAAUCUCUGUAAAACUCUCGAUAUUCCGACUUUGAUUAAGCAAUCAGAGAGCGCAAAAAACACCGUCCACUGUUUUAUUAUAUACUAAGAUGAAUUAUAACUCGGAUUUUACCCAAUCAAAAACUGAGAAAUAGUUUGAAUGAAUUAUGAAGUUUGUUAUGUCCAGAACAAAAUUGCACAAACUUUUAUUAAAUGAAACAGGCGUGACAGUGUAAUCAAUCUUAUAUGACAAGGUUAUAUAGCUAUUCGUCAAUUUUCGGAUGUUGUAAAAUCAUCAUUAUAUUUUUCAUUUCACUUGGAAGGCAAUUAAAGCGCUUUCUGGAACAUAACUUUGAAAAGCUGUAAGUGAUGAUUCAAAGGUUCUUAAUCUAAACUCUUAGGGCCAGUUAUUUAAACGGAGUUUAGCCAGUGUUUAACAAAACCGCGUUCUACGACAUUUUCAGUUUGCGCAACACUUUUAUCUUAACACUAUUUCCCAUUGACAGUUUCAUUAAAGCAUGUAGAGUAGACAAGAAAAGCAUUUGUCGUCUUAAAUUGACCUACUAAGGAAGAGAUAUGGAGGUCCAAAGAUUUCUUAAAUUUUUAAAAGAUCUAUAUAGCGUACUGGAAAUAAAAGUAAGAAGCAAGUUUUUCACGGUCAAAUAUCCUUUUGGGUUGAUUUUAUCGACUUUUGUGCUCACUAUUAGGGUCGAAGAGGACGUGGUUCAAUGUAUGUAUUUGGUGCGGGCAAUGGCGGAUAUUCAAAAGACAGCUGUUCCUUUAAUGGUCUUAUAAACAGUAUAUACACUAUUGGCAUAACUGGUGUCAAUAAAGACGGCUCAGUACCACGCUAUGGGGAACGUUGUCCAGGAAUCAUGGCAGUAACUUACAGUAAAGAAAUCUUUACUCGGGCAGAUAAAGUGGUAAGCAUAUCUACGUCACGCUCACACCUACAUUAAAAUGAAAUAGCUGAAAUGUCCCAGGGCUUUGAAGUCAUGAGUAUGCCUUUAAAUAGUGAGCUAUUUCACAAGGCUAAAAGCAUAUAUUCAAAAAAAAACUAAAAGUAUUCCCUUUCGUUCUGUUCGUUCUGUCGUGUUUGGUCUUCGUCCCUCCCUUAAUUACAUGCUUUGUCCUCCGAUAAAAGGGCAAUAGCUAAGUUGUCCCAAAGAAGAUUCCUUUACUGAAAAGAGUGGUUGACGGCAGGAGUUCCUUUACAAGCCGUGUUCCUUGCUUUGGUAAAAUCGUUAAAGCACCACGAGAACUACAGCCUUAGAUUGGCUAGUUGACUGAGUACAAAGGUAAGUAAAAAAGAAGAAGCAACUAACAGAGUCAAGUAUCUCUUAUACAGAUAAUACUAAUCUUCUGUUACCGACAUGUCCGGUAAGCCAACUUGUUAGUGGCCUCAUUAUUUUGGUCUAACAAAGGUAGUUGUCUCAAAAGUCAAUUCUUAUUGAGAAGUCAGCACCUAUAUAGAUCUCGUGAUCAGCACCGUGAAGGUUACUAAAUGCACAUUAUUAUUCAUUCAAAAUAUUUCCCAAAUUCUGAUUGGCUAGAAGCACACGCAUAAUUCACCAUAACCAGUUACUGAUGACCAAAUUUGGAAGAAUUUUGUGCUAAACGAGGAAAUGGCGUCAAAAAUUCAGCCCUCUGCAGGUUAAUGCACCGUUAACCGAGAAGACCUGGGCACGAGGUUGACUUGUUUUCGUUGUGAAAACUAAAAUGGCGGACACUCGUUUCAAGAGUAAGAACUACAGCUGGAACUAGGCGAAAUAAUGGCUAAAAACAUAGCAUUUUGUCGUUAUUCUGUUGAGCCUCCCGCUGUAUCCGAUUUUGGAGAAUACUUGCGGAGCUGGACAAACCUAAACGUACACUAUCGAAGAUAAACUUAACAUCGAUGCAGGUAAGCAUGUUUUAAUUGUGUUUUUAAACUAGGAAUUAUUUUGAAUGAAUAAUAAAGCAAUUAAUAAAUUCGGCUUUCGUAGGAUAUGAAGAAUUAAGCAGAUCUCGGAGGAUGUUAUCCAUCUCAGCCUUCAGCCUCGGUGGAUAACACCCUCCUUGAUCUGCUUAAUUCUUCCUAUCCUACUCAGCGUCAUUCAUUAACUGCGAAAUGUAAAAGCCCAUACCGACAAGUGUGCCAAUGACCUAAAGAAACUACAAAACCUAACAAUUACUGAAACACUAAAUUCUCUAAAUUUAUGAAUUGAUUCUGACCAUAGAUCACAGCAAGCCAUUAUGGAGAAUGUACAGACAGGUUCUCCGGCAGCUCUGCUGCUACUGCCAUGGCAUCCGGACUUAUUGCUUUGGCUCUUGAAUCAAAGUAAGUUUAUUAUUUUCUACAGUUAAAACUUUUUUUCCUAUGACGAACAAAUGAGAGUAUUCACAUGCUGUGGAGCGUUCGAUCUUGAAAAAGGAAAGAAGAAUCUUUUUUAUGUAUCAACGUCCUCUUAAGGUGGCUGGUCACAGAUUGUGACAGAUAGCUAGAUUACAGUUAUAAAGCUCAAAUUUGGCAUGCAAAAAAUAUUUACAAUACACUAAAUUUAUUAAAUGAAACUUAUGAUUUCGAUCGUUGUCAUGGCAACAUGGAUGAUAUAAAACAAGCCUUAACUUAUAAGUCCAGAUUUCCUUAACCAAAUUGUAACAAACAGUUUUUUUAAAUUAUCACGAAAACAGCUAUCCGACUAACUUGAGUGAGUAACAAACCUCCCUGUUCAACUUUUAUUUUGCGUCUUUCAUUGACUGAAGUACAAUUUUAACAGAAGUAUCAGUAUUUUUUUUCUAAAAUCUACUACUCCUGUCUUAAAAGAUAUUGUCGUUUGCUCACAAUGCCUAUGAAAGUUAACAAAACAGUGGCUCUUACAUUGUUCCCUGUACGACGCUUGCUCAAUAUCUGUGUGUGUCCUGGGAUCACUCGGUAUGUCAAAGGAGAUGAAACCGGAAUAAAUGUCAACUAACAACUUCUGACAACCUCUAAGCUCGUUGGCUGCAUAUUUCCUCAUGAUAAAUAUGUUCACAAUAAAGGGAUAAAGCAUUUAGAGAAACUGUGGCCAGCCACUUUUUAAAGUUUAUUCAGAAACUCAACUUAUUCUCCGGUUAGGCAAAGCGGCUUGAACUGAGGAAGGAAGUGACUUGCAUCUUAAACUUUUAUGCGUGUGUCUGUGUAAUUUUUUCCACAUUUAGCUCAACCUUGAAAAUACAGUUAAAGAUAACAAACCACAAGAGAGUACAGCUGUCGUUAACCAUUUAGCUAUCUUAGUGUAAUCUACACCAUUUGGUGGCAGAAUCAAAUGUAUUCAUUGAACCAAUUCUAACGCAACAAAACGUCGUUAAUUUAACUAUUCUGAAAUGCUCUUAACGUCAUUAAUAUGUUUCAUAAUUGUUUUCGACCAGCAAAAAGUUGAGCUGGCGUGACAUGCAACAUAUCAUCAUAAGAAGUUCAAGGGCAGAUGGCAGCAUACUUAAAGCAGUGGACUGGAUCACAAACGCUGCCAAUUUGACGGGUAGAUUAUAUCUUAACAUGUGCUUGGUUUAGGCGGCGUAAGUUAUCCCUAAAUUUAAAAAAGCCUUUGCCAGUAGUGCCAGGACGGGCUCACCAAGCCUACAACAGUUGCUCGCAUAUCAUGUACAUCGAUUUUAGAUAGCAACUUCGCAAACUGAGUCUAGCAAAGGCUAAAAGCGAAGCCCCCAUUAAUACAUUUGUAAUUUGUAACUGUUUCAAAGAUAAACUUGGAACUAUUGCAAUCCACAAAUCAAUACCUAACUUCGGUGGAGGACCAAGAGGAUAACCCUUGAGGGGGCUCGAAGUUUAUUUAUUCAGUCGCCGUCUAAAAAAAAACUCAGGCCCUGUGGCAUUUGCGCUUAGUCUUUUUUAUGAACUGUUUUCUUUUAUAGUUAAACCCCCCAAAAACUCCAAAAACUGAUCCAGAUUACAAGAACUAAUAUUAGAUAGAAAAACGCAGGAAGGCAUGUUGUUCGAAAUAUUAAAAUUGUAGUUCCAGCAGCCCCUGAUCACCAACACGCAAGUUUAUUUUGGCUUAACAUUUAAUGUAUAAGAAACACGGGCCUUCUGUUUUCUGCAUUCGGCCAACGUUCCAUUCUCUUCUAUUAAAAUGAUUAGUUCUACUUUUGUAGCCAGUAAUUAUGUUGGAUUUGGCCUAAUGGACGCCUACAGACUAGUAUCCUUCGCCAAGAAUUGGACAAAGGUUCCACCACAGCUCAGUUACACAACAUCGAGCCAUCAGAAAAACAGGUUCGUCAAGUUAGUCUUAAAUAGAGCAUGGAGAAGCAUAAUUACCUAAACGUUUACUUAACAGGUUCGUCCAUGUUACUUUACAACAUGAAAUUAGUAUAGAUAAUCACAUGAUUUCAAGUGCAAUUGGGAAUAAAUAUUUAAAGCACGAGUAAAUUUUCCUCAGGUCUUUGAAAAAUUUAAAAGUGUUUUGUUUAUUCCAAAUUGGUAUGUGUAAUCAAAUGGGGACGACGACGUUUUGUCCAAACCAAAAUGAUACGGAAAUUGUUCUCUAAUUUCACGAGUAUACCGUUUGAUUACCUAUUAAUAUUAUAGGUGACGAAUUAUGACUGCAAUCGUGGAUUUUUGACAUGUUUAUCCUAGUUUUAUGGCAUCCAUCGGAGAACUCCACUCUCUCAAAAUUUUAGAGCUUAAAUUUGGCUUGAGCUCAGAAUUUUCGGAAUGUCUCGACAAAAUACCUGUUAGAAUCCUUCUUGAUGUGUUCUUUCGUGUGUUUAGGUUUUCCAAAGCGUCUUUUAAUGCCCUGACAUGUUCAUUCGUAAAACUUUAAAAUUUCGUCGCCAUUUUGGCACUGAGACGUACGGAAGGUUGCGAAGGCAAUUUUGUAAUUUCACAUGUGAAAUUACAAAUUAAGGCUGAAAUUUCGUGCCAAAUAAUUCGUAACCCUUGAUAUUAUACUAGAAAAAUAAUACGAUUUCAUUUUAUUUUUAAACACGAAAAACACAUCCCUAACAACAAAUUUUGACAGCGCGCGCAGUCAAAAUUUAAACUUUUUCAAGACCAACGCUUUCAAAGCCAUUCCAAAAAAGAACUUGGAGGCGUGAAAGGAUUGAUUUUCAACAAGCCUCUUUAAGAAAACUCGGUUUACAAUAAUCACCAUCAAAAGUAAAUGUUCAAUCAGAAUUAUCCUCGAUUGUAAUAAAAGCUCGACGUUUACAAGAACUAGACCGCCAACGUCGCAUGUUUUCGUGUUCGCUGGAUAAACUACCUGAAGAGAAAUAAGAACAAAGGGAUACCUUUCUCCUGCAACGCGGACAAUAUAACUGGCUCGAAGUUUACGUUAAAAUGAUAGAAAACUUACUUCUUUGCUUAUUUUAAUGUCUAACGACCCCUCAAACUAGUGCACCUACCAUGGCUCGUUUUUCUCACCGUUUUAUAUCGUUUUACAUAGCUAAAUCAAAUCGUUUGCCAUUUUCCUUAGUGCCUCAUUUUCCACCAAUAUAUUGCUACAUUAACAGUUAUAAUCUGACUAGCUCUCGUUUUUGUCUUUUAAGCCAAUCAGAAACCAUUUGUAAUUUGCACUCCUUUUUUCAGCCAAAUAGAGUAUUUUUUUUGUCUGUAUAUAAGAUUAUGAAAUUUUUUCUUCACCUUUUGUUUGAUUUACACCCGCGACUCGAAAUUUAUCAGGCGAUUCUUGUUGCAUUUUAAAACACGUUCGGCUGUCAUCAUCAUCAUCACUAUUAUUAUUAGCAUCUUAUCAAAUUUUUUACAUCUUUUUCGCAUUUCACUAAGUAACUUCCCAGCAUUUUUCAUUUUUUUCAACAAACAACUCCUUUUAUUUUAAAAUCUUGGUUACAAAAAUAAAUUAAACACAACCGCAAAGCUGCAAAAGUAGACAAGGGAAAUGAUGAGGUGGCGCGUUCUUCAAGCCCUCUUUGUUUGAGGUCUAACUAUUGUCAUAGGAUGGGCAAUUUUGUAUAGACUGUAUACCUUCCUCCCUUAGAAAUUCUGAGCAACACAAAACGUUCUCAAAACCUGACGAGCAAAUGUAACAUAACAAGUGAAUAUUAAUGGCUGUACGGUAUCUUGUCAGGUCUAUGUGUCAAAAAUGAGAGGAGAGAUAAUAUACGGAACAAUAACGUACGAGCAAAUGUGUUUAUUUAGCUCUAUAUACAUGUAUUGUGUACUGCAUCUUCUCCCUUUAGUCAGCAUAGUUAUGGCAGCUUUGAAAACAAGUUAUUCUUAAUUUAAGCGCCUUCUCGCCUCGCGGGUCUUAGCUGUUUUCUCUCUGCUGACUUUGGUCUGCAUGAUUCCAGAUUCUGGGUUGAUAUGUUUGCCCAGUGGUGACUCACCGUGUCCUUGCCUUGUUCUGAAAAACAAACAAGUUAUAUAACCAAACGUGUUGUAGGGAAGAAGCUGAAGUUAAAGUCCUUAAAAUGUGAUAAGGUCGUCGAUAACAGAACCUCGCUAAUAAGGUUGGAGGACAGAUAAUAGACCGUGACCAUGGCAGAAUGACAGUAAAAGCUGAUAAAGAAAGGAGAUUUGACCGGUGAUCUUACAGUGUUUUUGUUCCGCGACUCAUGUUUUCAGUGUGGAGAGCAGCUUGGCUUACUCCGCUGAUCAAUCAUUUUCACAUAUCUUAAUACAACUGAGCAUGAAUAUGACUGUUAUUGAAUAGAUUACUGAUUCAAUUAAGGUUGCAUUGAGCCUUAGGCACCAGGAAGCUAUUGUUUUGUGUUUACUCAGGCAACUCAGUGAGCCCUCAAUUACACGUCAUAGUCCGAGAUGGCGAACCAAUCAAGUUGCCAACAUCACUGAGAGUGUACAUAAUAAUAUAAAUUAUUGCUUGUAUUCCACACGCCUUCGAUAGCACAUACACCACCCACUCGGUAAUGAAACAAAAAAAACAGACGAACUUUGAACUAUUCUUGUUCAUUCCAGGGCGAUUCCAUCAGAAGAAACACUGACAGUGAACAUAUCUCCUAAUAAUAUAAAUUUCUUGGAACAUGUUCAGGUCCGAGUAACUCUCAACUUCACUCGCCGAGGGGACCUAGAAAUGGAUCUGACAUCACCGUCGGGGACAACAUCGCGUCUUAUCCAGACCCGUAAAAGGGACCAUUUCACUACGCUGACAAACUGGACAAUCUUGACAUUGCAAUUCUGGGGUGAGACCGCGUCAGGAGUCUGGAAGCUCACUCUCAAGAAUUCCCGGCCAGAAAGAAAAAACAUAGGUAUUUUGUUUGAUCUUUUUUAG